CGACACACAUUGAUACUGACGACAACGUGUCUGUCAUCUCCGCCCCAAUGCCAUUUAACUCCUCUCUCUCUCCUCCCCUAUUUUCCCUCUCAUCCACUCCUUCCCUCCCCCCUCCCAUUCUUCAUGGCCCCUUCCCUCCACGACGACGCCAUUGACGAACGCAUCGCCACCGCCGGCCUACCAGAACAACCUCAAUCUCAAAUGCCGCCGCUCAGCUCCACUAAGGUCACCGUCGUCGGCAGCGGCAAUUGGGGCAGCGUCGCCGCCAAGCUCAUUGCUUCCAACACACUUAAGCUUAGCUCUUUCCACGAUGAAGUGAGAAUGUGGGUGUUUGAGGAGACCCUGCCAACUGGUGAAAAGCUCUCUGAAGCCAUCAACAAAACUAAUGAGAACGUUAAAUAUCUCCCAGGAAUAAAGCUUGGUAGAAAUGUUGUUGCAGAUCCUGAUCUUGAAAAUGCAGUGAGGGAUGCCAGCAUGUUAGUAUUUGUGACUCCCCAUCAGUUCAUGGAGGGCAUUUGUAAAAGACUUGUAGGGAGGAUAAGGAGCGAUGCUGAAGCAAUUUCGCUCAUCAAAGGAAUGGAAGUCAAGAGGGAAGGUCCAUGCAUGAUCUCAUCCCUCAUAUCUGAGCAACUUGGAAUCAAUUGCUGUGUUUUGAUGGGUGCAAACAUUGCAAACGAGAUUGCGUUGGAGAAGUUUAGUGAGGCCACAGUUGGAUACAGAAAAAACAAAGAGACGGCAGUUAAAUGGGUUAAGCUAUUCAACACUUCCUACUUCAUGGUCUCGUGUGUCCAAGAUGUGGAAGGAGUUGAGCUAUGUGGAACACUGAAAAACGUUGUGGCUAUUGCAGCAGGGUUCGUUGACGGGUUGGAGAUGGGGAACAACACCAAGGCUGCAAUAAUGAGGAUCGGUUUGAGAGAGAUGAAGGCCUUCUCAAAGCUGCUCUUCCCUUCCGUCAAGGAUAGUACCUUCUUUGAGAGCUGUGGUGUAGCAGAUCUCAUCACGACGUGCUUGGGGGGGAGGAAUAGGAGAUGUGCCGAGGCUUUCGCUAGGAACGAUGGGAAGAGGUCGUUCGAUGAGCUCGAAGCUGAGAUGCUGCAGGGCCAGAAACUACAGGGCGUGUCGACUGCAAAAGAGGUACACGAGGUUUUAAGCCAUCGGGGAUGGUUAGAGCUUUUCCCUCUCUUCUCGACUGUCCACGAUAUCUGCUCCGGCCGUCUUCCGCCGUCGGCCAUUGUUGUAUACAGUGAGCACACCCCAGAUUUCUCCAUAGUCGGAGGUUCUGCUCUCUGAAUUUUACAUGAACAGAAUCAAUACCACAGUAUUUCUAUGUUUGUCACUCGAAUACAAUGUCAAUGUGUAGGUAUGGGCAUAAGUUGUGCUAGGCUCUUUUUUUAAAUUAUCCCUAAAAGAAAACGAAUAAAAAAAUUAGCAGGUAGUGAAGAAGUGAUGUUGUUCUGCUAUUUGCAGAACGAAUUUAGAGUUGCAUUCUACAAUUACAUGUUUUACUUC
This is a messenger RNA of Salvia miltiorrhiza (redroot sage), 1509 nucleotides long. Its product is annotated as glycerol-3-phosphate dehydrogenase [NAD(+)]. The record is from RefSeq and is a predicted model, not a curated record. Gene Ontology annotation, cellular component: glycerol-3-phosphate dehydrogenase (FAD) complex; cytosol. The transcript has 10 exons. The coding region runs from base 124 to 1290 and encodes 388 amino acids. NCBI's taxonomy places the organism in Eukaryota, Viridiplantae, Streptophyta, Magnoliopsida, Lamiales, Lamiaceae. Gene Ontology annotation, biological process: carbohydrate metabolic process; glycerol-3-phosphate catabolic process. Gene Ontology annotation, molecular function: NAD binding; glycerol-3-phosphate dehydrogenase [NAD(P)+] activity; protein homodimerization activity.